Priceomyces carsonii is the source of this 756-nucleotide messenger RNA. Its product is annotated as SDR family oxidoreductase. Bases 1 to 756 code for a protein of 251 amino acids. Gene Ontology annotation, molecular function: oxidoreductase activity, acting on NAD(P)H, oxygen as acceptor. The record is from RefSeq and is a predicted model, not a curated record. The transcript has 2 exons. Gene Ontology annotation, cellular component: intracellular anatomical structure. Lineage: Eukaryota; Fungi; Ascomycota; Pichiomycetes; Serinales; Debaryomycetaceae.
AUGACAUUCGUAACUAUAUUGACAGGAGCUUCUAGAGGUAUUGGUGCAGCAAUUGCCGAAGGAUAUUUAAAUGAAAGCAAAUCCAAUUGCUUGAUUGCAGUAGCAAGAACAAAGCCUUCAUUGAGUAAAUUGGUUGAUACCUACGGAGGUGACAGAGUCGGGAUCGUAGUUGGAGAUGUUUGUGAUCCACAAACUUCUGCCAGCGCAAUUGAAUUAGCAGUUAAAAAAUUCGGCAAACUCAAUGCUAUAAUUGCCAACGCAGGUGUUUUAGAUCCUGUAGAACAUAUUGAGAAUGCUGAUUUAGACAAAUGGAGGAAGUUAUAUGAUAUCAAUUUCUUUUCAGUUGUUGGUCUUGUACAGCAAGCGUUGCCUGAGCUCCGUAAGACUAAUGGUAGAGUAGUUGCUGUUCUGUCAGGGGCUUCGGAAACAGCAUACGAUGGCUGGGGAGCUUAUGGAUCCUCGAAAGCUGCUCUAAAUCAAUUUAUUAACUCGCUAGCUUUUGAAGAACCAAGUGUAAGUGCAAUAUCAAUCGCUCCUGGUGUCGUCGAUACUGAAAUGCAAUCUGACAUCAGAAGCAAAUUCGGUACUAAUAUGACGAAGAGUAUUGAAAAAUUUAUGGACCUACAUGAAAGCAAAAGAUUGCUUGACCCGAGAGUUCCUGGUAAUGUUUACUGGAAGCUUGCUUUAAAAGGGUGGGAGAGUAAUUUGAAUGGCAAGUACUUAAGAUUCGACGACGAACUGUUGAAAUACUUGUAG